GUCAUCUGUCCCGCUAUUCCUAUCCUUCAUUCAUCAUAAUUAUAAGUACUAUCAAGUACAAUUGAAGUGAAGCAGUGCGUUAUAUAUAUAUAUAGUGUAACUUGUAAGAGAGGUCUUACAAAUACAAAUGGUUAAUAACUAAUUUUAGAUCAUAAUUUUCGUGCCUUUAUGAUAAAGCAAAUAAAAUUUCUGUACAAAGUUCGAUGAUGUUUAUACUAUAUCUCGCAAGUGUAUGCCACAUCGUAUAACCUUGAUAAAUAGUGCGCGAUACGGUUCAAUUACCGUGUACACUUGUAUAAUAUUCCUUUAGUCUUUUAGAGCUGAAACGAUGGCAGGAUGCUACGACAAGUUGUCUUGGACGGAAGUACGAGACUUGUUGAGAACUUGGAGAGAAGAUUCUGAGCGGCGAAGUAGGGAUGUAGUAGACUUUUGGGAAAAUACACUAAUGAACAAGAUCGACCAUUUGGGCAAUGAAAAGUAUCUGGUUUUGGAACAAGUAUGCGUAGCAGCAUUGGAUUGCUACCGUAUACCAUUAGCAGAAUAUUGUAUUAAGAUUUUAAUGCGUGCAUUUCCUGGUAGUUUACGGGUUCACAAAUAUCAUGCCAUGCAUUUGGAGGCACUAGAAAUGUAUGAUGAGGCAAUGGAGGUUUUGGAUUCUAUUAUAAAGAGAGAUGAAACUAAUGCUGCACCAAGGAAACGUCGCGUUGCUAUUUUAAAGGCUAGAGGACGUAUACCAGAAGCAAUCAAAGAACUUACAGAAUAUUUGAAGAGAUUUAUGAGUGAUCAAGAAGCAUGGCAUGAAUUGUGCGACUUAUAUUUGCAAGAACAAGAAUAUUCCAAAGCAGCUUACUGCAUGGAAGAACUUAUAUUGCAUAAUCCACAUAGCCACUUAAUUUACCAGAGAUAUGCAGAGAUAAAAUAUUCUCAGGGUGGAUUUGAUAACAUGGAAUUGGCAAAGGCAUACUUCAGUCAAGCUGUAAAACUAAAUCCAAAUAAUAUUAGGGCUUUAUAUGGCUUAUUAUUGACAACAAACAACAUCGCGACAUCGGCCAAAUGUCCUGCGUCCAAGAAAAAAGAAGCAAUAAAGUUGAGUGAGUGGGCUAGUAAACAAAUCGAGAAACAAUACGAAAGUAAGGUUUCGAAUGAAGAUGUCAAAACCGUAGAACGUCUAUUAGGACAAUUGCAACUUGAAGCUUAGGUACGAUUAUUUACGUUAACAAUUUGUAUAUUUAUUUCAAUGUAACUGGCAUAUAUUUAAAAUCGUUGUCAUAACAAUCUCUGAAGAAUCAUAUGUGCACGAGAAACUUUACACAUGUUUUUUAAAUAUAUGCAAUUAAAAAGAAAUGAUAAACUCCAAUUAUAAUUGCAUUUCAGCAGUAUUAUCUAUUGUUUUACUGCUCUUCAAUUACAUAAUAGGUUGAUGUGGUAGUUAACGUUACAUAACUAUCUUCUGAGUAUACAUCUAUGUUUUCGUAUCUUACUAUACAUAUUAUGAAGUAAAUAUAACGGUCAUUAAUUUUAUAAUUAUUGUCACUUUUGUCUAAUAUAUUGAUUUUCACAUGCUGUUAAACAGUGGUUAUUUCGGUGUAUACAUAUUUUCGUGCAAUUUUACAUCAUUUUCUUUAAUUGCGGAUGCUAGGAAAUGAAUCAAGAAAGAUGAUAACUGUAUAAUGAGUUUGUAGGGAUAAUAAAAAUUCUUAAAUAUUA
Messenger RNA from Harpegnathos saltator (Jerdon's jumping ant), 1707 nucleotides. Its product is annotated as ER membrane protein complex subunit 2. Lineage: Eukaryota; Metazoa; Arthropoda; Insecta; Hymenoptera; Formicidae. The coding region runs from base 329 to 1198 and encodes 289 amino acids. The record is from RefSeq and is a predicted model, not a curated record. Gene Ontology annotation, molecular function: protein binding. The transcript is spliced from 7 exons.